UCCAUUGACCAAACCGCGACCGCUUCUUGUCUCUUCUCAGCCACGGCCUCGCCCACCUGCUAUAACUUGGCCCUCCCUCUCUCGCACUGCAUCCAUCUCUUCUUCGGAGCACAACCGAGUGGUUCCGAGCAGAGUUGAAGGAGCGGGAGAUGGAUGCGGAGAAGGCUGUUGCUGCCGCUGAGGCGGAACGGAAGAGGGAAGAGGAAGUUGAGAGGCUGCUCAACAAGGUGUGGUGGUACUCGCUGUUCCUCUACUUCGGCACCAUGAUCGUGGCGAUCGCGCCGAACUUCGCGCCGGCGCCCAGCCCCGCCGCCGCCGUUCCGUCCCUCCUCGCCUGCUACGACGUCCGCUACCGCCUCACCGCCGUCUUGUUCGCCGUGGUUUCGCUGGCCAUGCAGGCGAUGCUGGCGCUCGUCCUGGAGAGGAGGCCCGCGCCGGCGCCGCACCUGACACCGCUGGCCGCGUGGCCGCUCGGCAUCUUCACCUGGAUGUUCGUCACCACGUUCUGCCUCAGCUGCCUCUCGUUCGGCGUGCGGAACUACUACUACGAGUGGACGGCGGCCGUCACGUCCGCGGGCAACCUCGCCAUGGCCGCACGCACCGUGAUGCGCUACUUGGCUUGAGGAGGACAUUGCAGUGAGCUGAGACCUUCAAGAGAGUUCUAAUCAUACUGUGGCUGGGGUAUCAUGUCCAUCUGUCGUUACGUUUCUUCGUUAGUGUCUGUGUCUUUGAUGAGUUCGAAGUUUAGUAGUAGUAAUAAGACUAGUAAUUAGCAGGUUGCCUUUUUGUGAUGGUUGUGCUGAACAAUCCUUUCCCUAGCGUUCGUAAAAGGUCGGUAGCCUUGAUAUGGAACCGUGGGUGGCAGUCUGGUAUUGCUAGCUACUAUUGUCCGAGAAGUUGGGAAACAAUGUCUUUGGGUUUGGAUCCAGGAACUAUAUUGGCAUUGUCUGUUUUGACGCACUCGCUUGCUGUGAAUCUGUGAUACUAUUCUGUUUUCCUUACCGCAA
Molecule: messenger RNA, 1007 nt
Organism: Sorghum bicolor (sorghum)
Lineage: Eukaryota; Viridiplantae; Streptophyta; Magnoliopsida; Poales; Poaceae
Exons: 4
Coding region: 150-623 (157 amino acids)
Source: RefSeq, a predicted model, not a curated record